Molecule: messenger RNA, 360 nt
Organism: Dioscorea cayenensis subsp. rotundata (Guinea yam)
Lineage: Eukaryota; Viridiplantae; Streptophyta; Magnoliopsida; Dioscoreales; Dioscoreaceae
Exons: 1
Coding region: 1-360 (119 amino acids)
Source: RefSeq, a predicted model, not a curated record
AUGACAUUGCAACUAGCGGACUCCUCCAUUAGACAUCUUAGGGGAAUCAUAGAAGACAUUUUGGUUAAGGUUGAUAAAUUUAUUUUCCCGGUAGAUUUGAUGAUUCUAGAUCUAGAUGAGGAUAUUGAAGUGAAACUCAUUCUUGGUAGUUCAUUCCUAGCCAUCUCCAAAGCCCUCAUUGAUGUUAGCAAUGGUAGAAUGAAACUUAGGGUUGGGGAUAAGGAAGUUAUGUUCGCUUUAUCUGAUGCAAUAAAACAUCCUUCUACUUUUGAUGAUACUUUAUAUUUCCUUGAUAAGACUGAUUUAAUUGUUGAUGAAUGUGUGCAGGAAAUCUUGCACAAGGAGCCUUUUAAGGAGUAA